AUGCGGUUUUCUCAGCUCGUCUCGUCCACAGCUAUUGCUGCUGGCUUUGCUAGUGCCCACAACAGCAGCUUCUCUGACUCUGACGGUGCAAUUUGGGACAAUGUCAACGACCUCCAUGUCCGUUCCGAGAUGCAAGACCGUCUUGCCAGGCGUCAAACCACAUGGAACCCGCCGUCCAACCUCGUCACGCCACUGAAGCAAGUGUGGGAUCACGAAAUGUCCACUUACAGCAACCCUCUUGGCUUUAAGAACUAUGGAUACGACCAGCUGAUUGCCAACAAAGGGCAAGUCAACUACUGCGUCCGCUGGGAGUCCGGCACCGCAGUCACAGAGGCGCAGCGCAACCAGAUCGCCACCGUCCUCCAGGCCCAACACGACAAGUGGAUGAAGUGGCUCAUCGGCUUCGACAAGUUCCCCUACAGCAGCGUGCCCGUCAAGGUCGUCGGCUGGGCGGUCCGUGACAAGAGCCUCCUCCAGGGCUCGACGUCAGGCCUCGACGUCUAUACCACCAAGGACAGCGGAGGGAUCCCCGAGUGUGAUCCUCGGUGCGGCCGCUUCUUCCAUCAGGACAACAACUACGGGUCCUGCCCGGGAGGUGCCUCCCGCCACUACGACGUCUCUCUGUGGCUUACUGAUGGUUUCUCGGGUGGUGCUGGUGGUGAUUGGGGCCAGCGCAUUGGCCGCGAGUACUUCAUGGGCGCACUUGGAACGUCAGACAUCCACAUUCUGUUACACGAGAUGGGCCACACUUACGCUCUUGAUGACUAUUGGACGCCAUCUGGAGUUACCAACUUCAUCAUGCUUGCUGGAUCUUCCACUCAAAUUACGGAUUUCGACGGGUGGAUGAUGCGUGAUUGGUGGCGCAACCUGAAGAGCCGUUACGGUCUCUAA
Molecule: messenger RNA, 891 nt
Organism: Diaporthe batatas
Lineage: Eukaryota; Fungi; Ascomycota; Sordariomycetes; Diaporthales; Diaporthaceae
Exons: 4
Coding region: 1-891 (296 amino acids)
Source: RefSeq, a predicted model, not a curated record